This is a messenger RNA of Penicilliopsis zonata CBS 506.65, 990 nucleotides long. RefSeq lists its product as hypothetical. The record is from RefSeq and is a predicted model, not a curated record. The transcript is spliced from 4 exons. Gene Ontology annotation, biological process: small GTPase-mediated signal transduction. The coding region runs from base 194 to 772 and encodes 192 amino acids. NCBI's taxonomy places the organism in Eukaryota, Fungi, Ascomycota, Eurotiomycetes, Eurotiales, Aspergillaceae. Gene Ontology annotation, molecular function: GTPase activity; GTP binding.
CUCUUUCCCCCCUCCCCUCCCUCCCUUCCCCCCUCCCCCCCCAAUAAUCUUGCUCUGACGCGUUCACCGCAUCUUCCCUCCCACGUUUCUCUCUUGCCUAGCCUCUGCUGCGGUUGGACACCUGCCAUUUCUUCAGCGAUUGCCUUCCAGUUGCCUGUCGAGGGUGUUCUCUACGGUCCAUAUCUAGAUCAAAAUGGUUGUCGCUACAAUCAAGUGUGUCGUCGUCGGUGAUGGUGCCGUGGGAAAGACAUGUCUUCUGAUCUCAUACACGACAAAUAAAUUCCCCUCAGAAUAUGUUCCGACUGUGUUUGAUAACUAUGCUGUGACUGUCAUGAUUGGCGAUGAGCCGUAUACGUUGGGACUAUUCGAUACCGCCGGUCAGGAAGAUUACGACCGUCUCCGCCCGCUCUCGUACCCGCAGACCGAUGUCUUCCUCGUCUGCUUUUCCGUCACGUCGCCCGCUUCCUUUGAGAACGUGCGCGAGAAGUGGUUCCCCGAGGUGCACCAUCACUGUCCCGGCGUUCCCUGCCUAAUUGUCGGCACCCAGGCCGAUCUUCGCGACGACCCGGCCGUUCGCGAGAAACUUGCCCGGCAGAAGAUGCAGCCAAUCCGCAAGGAAGACGGCGAUCGGAUGGCGAAAGAUUUGGGUGCUGUCAAGUACGUCGAGUGCUCUGCUCUGACGCAGUACAAGCUGAAAGAUGUCUUCGACGAGGCCAUCGUCGCUGCACUCGAGCCCGCUCCUAAGAAGAAAUCGAAGUGUGUCUUGUUGUAAUCGUUCAAUUUCGGAGGAAGAAAACAUCCAAAAAAAAAAACACCCCUUGGUCGAAACCUAGAUAACAUACGACCCCUCGAUCACAACUACCCAACUUCGAUAUACGUUUGAUCUGGCGGGUACGCCCGGUCAUCUGCAGCUGGACGCCAUCCUCGCUUCAAGAAUUCCGACCGCCAUUGAUCCGUUGUCUUACGCCACCUUCCUCUGUCCUCUCGAAG